Pecten maximus is the source of this 3302-nucleotide messenger RNA. RefSeq names its product surfeit locus protein 1-like. Gene Ontology annotation, cellular component: mitochondrion; membrane. The record is from RefSeq and is a predicted model, not a curated record. The coding region runs from base 50 to 931 and encodes 293 amino acids. Lineage: Eukaryota; Metazoa; Mollusca; Bivalvia; Pectinida; Pectinidae. The transcript is spliced from 9 exons. Gene Ontology annotation, biological process: mitochondrial respiratory chain complex IV assembly.
AAAGAGUUACACAUGUUGAUUAACUGUCUGCUUGCUGUAGGUCGCCAUCAUGAGUAAACAGAAGUUUCUCCUCCGACACAUUUGGAGAAAUCUACAGCUUAAACCAAAACCUGAAAGUGUGAGAAGUUAUCGAAAGGAUGCUUCAAGACAGAAAGCACCUGUUUCACUUUUGCAAAGGAUGUUUACAGAAGUGGCUUGGCUUACUGUUCCAGCCGUAACAUUCAGUUUAGGAACAUGGCAAGUCUAUCGUAAAGAAUGGAAAGAAGGGAAAAUAGCUUACAUGCAAGGGAAAGUUUCUUCUUCGCCAAUUCCAUUGCCUGACAAUUUAGAUGACCUAAAUAAUACAGACAUGGAGUACACACCUGUGAGGGUUGUAGGAGAAUUUGACCACCAGAUGGAGCGAUAUAUCUACCCACGUCCUAAUGUCCAACACACACACGUCUCCGAGGUGAAGGGCAUGGGGGUCACUCCAAGUCGAGGUGGGAUGCUGGUCGUUACACCAUUUAAACUGAAAGACAGAGCUGAACGAAUACUUAUCAACAGGGGAUGGAUUCCAAAGACAAAAGUAGAUCCAAGUUCCCGAUCUGAAGGACAGGUUCUGGGUGAAGUGGAAUUGGUCGGUGUUGUACGACACUCAGAACAGAAAAAUGUUUUCACAAACAGUCAGGGUAUCGGAGAUCCAAAGGUUGUGAUUACAAGAGAUGUAAGUGCCCUGGCUGAAACUCUCAACACCUCACCUGUCUACCUGGAUGCUGACUUCAAUAGCACUGUGAAGGGGGGACCAAUCGGAGGUCAGACUAUCGUCACACUCAGAAAUGAGCAUUUACAGUAUAUACUCACUUGGUAUGGCAUUUGUAUUCUGAGCCUUAUAAUGUAUGCUCGACGAUUUAGAAAACCACCUGCUCUGCAAACACAGAUUCAUCGUAAAUAACAUGAUGUGAAUGGAUUCCGACAUCUACAAAGAACUUUUUUAAAAAUUAUUCUUGUAUGCUCAAACAACUAUGGUCAUGUUCUGGUUCAUAUGUGUUGAACUAUCUGCUGGUGUUUCAGUUGAUGUUAAAGUCUAGCUUCACAGAUUAACUGGAUAAUAUUUUGUAUUUGGCAAAAUGUAAUUAUGAGAACAAAAUAGUGACAUUUUAGUUUUGUGUAGGAGUUGUCUCCUCUUAAACAUAUCAGCCCACCUGUUCACAUGUGUAAGUGUGUGCUAGCAUGCUGUUUUACAUGUCUGCCUUUUGUGGUGGGGGUAAUGGGUUAGGGGAUUAAACAUUGAUGCAGCAUUGAAUACAAUAAUGUACUAAGAGAUCUUUUAGAACUAGUUGGAUGUAUAUGAUAUGAGGGGUAAUCUAUAUAUAACCUGUCUGGAAUAGUUCAAGGGAAGGCGACAGCAGAAACAAGGACUGACGCUGUCGUCGGAAUAUACACUCUCACAGACAAGGACUGACGCUGUCCUCAGCAUAUACACUCUCACAGACAAGGACUGACGCUGUCCUCUGAAUAUACACUCUCACAGACAAGAACUGAUGCUGUCCUCGGAAUAUACACUCCCACAGACAAGGACUGACGCUGUCCUCAGAAUAUACACUCCCACAGACAAGGACUGACGCUGUCCUCGGAAUAUACACUCCCACAGACAAGGACUGACACUGUCCUCGGAAUAUACACUCCCACAGACAAGGACUGGUGCUGUCCUCGGAAUAUACACUCCCACAGACAAGGACUGACGCUGUCCUCGGAAUAUACACUCCCACAGACAAGGACUGACGCUGUCCUCGGAAUAUACACUCCCACAGACAAGGACUGACGCUGUCCACGGAAUAUACACUCUCACAGACAAGGACUGACGCUGUCCUCGGAAUAUACACUCCCACAGACAAGGACUGACGCUGUCCUCGGAAUAUACACUCCCACAGACAAGGACUGACGCUGUCCUCGAAAUAUACACUCCCACAGACAAGGACUGACGCUGUCCUCGGAAUAUACACUCCCACAGACAAGGACUGACGCUGUCCUCGGAAUAUACACUCCCACAGACAAGGACUGACGCUGUCCUCGGAAUAUACACUCCCACAGACAAGGACUGACGCUGUCCUCAGAAUAUACACUCCCAUUAUGUAUUUUGGUAGAAUCAGUGGUAUACAUGCUGAUAACCACGAUCAGUUGUCACCUGUUGGGUAUUAUCUGUACGAGUUGUUGAUGAACAGCUGUAGAUAUAUUGAUAUAACAAAUUGUGACUUGAUUAUCCUACCAGGGAACUUGUGAAGAAUAAUAAUUCUGCAAAGAUCUGAUCUUAGGACAAUGAUACACACAAUUUAUCUCAAACGAGUGUAAGAGUUUGCCUGGCUUUCAUCAAGCCUAAUUUGUGCUGAAACACAUAUUUGAUUAAUUUUCUCACAUACUUACAAAAAAAAACAAAUUCCAGUGGGUAUAAACAUCAAUCUGCCUCAUUUGUAAAAAAUCAAAACUGCAUAGUUGAGACAGGAUUCCCCAUUCACAUAAAAUUUAUGACGUCAUGGAAAUUGCCAUAUAUAGUAUGAGCCAGCUCUCUCACCCUACCCCAUGUGAAAUGUUCCCUAGCAAAAAUGUGCUUACCCAGUGGAACUAGAGAUAUCUGUCAAAUAUGUGUGACUUAAGUUAUCUAUUUCCUAGCAAAAAUGGAAUAAACCUGUGAAAUAUGUGAGAACACCGUGUGAACAUGUGAGAACACCCUGUGAAUAUGUUAGAACACCGUAUGAAUAUGUGAGAACACCGUAUGAAUAUGUGAGAACACCCUGUGAAUAUGUGAGAACACCGUGUGAAUAUGUGCGAACACAUUGUGAAGUAUGUGCGAACUUGUAUACUAAAACAUUUAUUUAUCACAUAACUGGCCUGUUGUACGUCAUAAGGCCAUGUCUUCAAUAUUGUUAUACAUGUGUAAUAGCACUAUUGUGAUGUAAUCAAUACUUUAUGUCACAAUAAAAAUAUGGCACAGCAGUUUAUGUAGAGAAAAACGUAAUGACUGAGUCAAGAUUUGCCGGUCUUAUAUAUACAAAAAUAAAUCUGAAUUGUUUUACGUGUUCUCAUAUCCUUUACUUAUGGGUUUGUAGUAUGGCAUUUAUUAAACUAUUAAAUAGUUUGAUACACCACUCGCUUAAAGGCUUGUGACAUCGGUUAUAAAAUUACUUUAUCAAGUCCAUAUGGCAGAGCUUUGAGUGAAGGAUAAUCUAUUUAUAUGCAAAGUGAUAUAUUUUUUAAUUGAAAGACUAUAAUUAUCUGAUUUCUAUGUAUGUCAUUUGUGAGAUAAUAAACUUGUAGAGAAGUAAAAA